This is a messenger RNA of Dichotomopilus funicola, 921 nucleotides long. RefSeq lists its product as uncharacterized. NCBI's taxonomy places the organism in Eukaryota, Fungi, Ascomycota, Sordariomycetes, Sordariales, Chaetomiaceae. The coding region runs from base 1 to 921 and encodes 306 amino acids. Gene Ontology annotation, cellular component: nucleus. The transcript is spliced from 2 exons. Gene Ontology annotation, molecular function: DNA-binding transcription factor activity; protein dimerization activity. The record is from RefSeq and is a predicted model, not a curated record.
AUGGCUGCAACCGUUGGCGUCCAGCACCCUGAUCUCUCCGAGGUGUCCACGAGCCCCGGUCAGAAGCGGAAACGCACCGCCGAGUCUUCAUCGCCCGAUUCACGCCGGAGCAAGCGCGGUGUUGCCGCUGCAUCUAUGGCGGGAGGCGACUCUGACACCCAAACCUUCCUGGGCGAUACUGUGAGCAUCGCACAGGCUGCGCACGACCACGUAAACGUAGACGACUUCAGCGCUCUGGCACAGGCUACCGCUGCGGACCAUGAGAACGCGGCCGAUACGUCCAACGCAUCCAGUACCGCCGCUGCGGCCCUCAACAUGUACCCAUCGCUGCAUGUCCCCCAGUCGACCGAGGAAGCCUUCGCCAACCAGCCCACACCAGAGACGCAUCAUGACGAGAGCAGUUUCAACGGCCAUUCUGUCAGCCAGGCGCCACCAGGCGGCCUGCCGCUUCCCCCGCCGCCAUCAACCAUUCAACAACCGCCGCCCAACGGAGUGCAGUCACAGGAGCAGCGGUAUAGUGCGCCGCCAAGCGCUAAGCCUGCUGUCGGCUCUGAAGAGUGGCACAAGAUGCGAAAGGAUAACCACAAAGAAGUGGAGCGCCGUCGCCGCGAGACGAUCAACGAAGGCAUCAACGAGCUGGCCAAGAUUGUGCCCGGGUGUGAGAAGAACAAGGGCUCGAUCUUGCAGCGAGCGGUCGCCUUUAUCACCCAGCUAAAGGAGAACGAGUCGCAGAACAUUGAGAAAUGGACCCUCGAGAAACUUCUCACCGAGCAGGCCAUCGCCGAACUCAGCCAAUCCAACGACAAGCUGAAACAAGAGUGCGAGCGCUUGUAUCGUGAGCUCGAUACAUGGAAGCAGAUCGCUCAAAGCGCCGGCCUGCAACUGCCCGCACAGAAGGAGGAGCCGGGGUCAGGCAAUUAG